Messenger RNA from Botrytis deweyae, 2187 nucleotides. RefSeq lists its product as uncharacterized. The coding region runs from base 1 to 2187 and encodes 728 amino acids. The transcript has 12 exons. The record is from RefSeq and is a predicted model, not a curated record. NCBI's taxonomy places the organism in Eukaryota, Fungi, Ascomycota, Leotiomycetes, Helotiales, Sclerotiniaceae.
AUGUCGACCGAUAUUAUAACCAGAGGCGAGAUGGACAAGCUCCGCGAGAAGGAGGUUGCUCAACCUUGGCAAGUGAUGGACGAUAUCAAAGCUAAGAAUUGGGAGACUAAUUUCGAAUGGAUGGGUGUUCUUUCCGUAGCACCGGCUUGCAUUCAGCUGCUGGCCAUGUGUGCUGCCGUCGCCGCAAGACCCGAAGCCUCAGGAUUAGAGCUAUAUCAUAAUCCGGACUUUCGGUAUCUCCGAAAGAACGAUUCUCUUCAAGGCGCCCUGGUUCAAGUUGGUAACAAAUCUGACGCCGUCGAGGAUCUAGUUUAUGCCAUUUUUGAGACACUCUCCCGUCAUAAUACCAACGUAGGAGUAGAGCUAAAGACGCUUAAGGAAUUGUCUGAAAAUUGCCUCAAAUCUGCUGAAGGGAUGCUCAAGGACUUUGUGAACUGGGAAGGAAUUGUCAAGGACCUUCAUCAGGCAUAUGAAGACCGAGACCAGGGAGCCACGCGAGCCAUUCUGGAAAACGAGAAGGAAGCCAUUCUGAAUAAAGCACGCAAAGAGCACUACGAGAGAGAGGAGGCCCGGAUGAAGUUAGAGAUGGAAAGCAAGAAGGAAGAAGUUGCCGAAUUGAAAGAAAGUCUCGACAGAGAAUUAAAAGAUUUUCCUCGUGGUAUGGAACUUGCAAAGAUGGACAUCUUCAAAAGUCUCGCUGACAGUGUGACUGGACUUUUCACAGCGCUGGGCAAUGUUGGGUCUGCAGUGGCGAUGGUCAAAAGUGGUGCCGUUUUUGCCAAUGCUGCCAACGGAAUUCUGGAUGCUGCUAAUUCCUUGAGCCAGAAUACAGCAGGGAAGGGUUCAAAAGACACUGAUGACAAGGAUGACAAGGAAGACACCAAGGCCAAGAGCAGUCUUGGGGACGAAAAAGCCCAUCUUCAAGCUGGAUUGAUUAGGAAGGCCCUGGAACAGCUUGAAGGUCUUUUAAAAGGCGACGACAAGGAUGGGAUCCAAUGGAACUUGGUGACUGGCGUGGGAGACAGUGAAAAGGCUACAGCGCGAGACGGGAGACAGUGGGACUUGGUGAUUGUGAAUAAAAUGCUCAACAUGAACAGCGAAAUCUUGAAAAAAUCAAGUGAUAAGAAAAACUCUAAGACAGGAAAGAAAUUGCUUAGAGCAAUUGAUACAGUGGAUCCGGUACUUGACGACCUCGAAAAAUUGGCCAGAAGUGCAAAAACGGUGGGCAAGGACUGGGAGCAGCCCACGGAAAAGCAAAUCAAGAAGUGGCUUGAUAUAGUGGAAGAAGGUUUGGCCGCUGUCCAGAAGAUUGAAGUCGCCCGGAAAGGAUCCAAACAAGCCUCUCGGCCCGCUGUGUCCCCAGUUAACCUGGCUCUCGCAUCGCCACCUGCCGUAGCCGGACAGAGUAGAGAGCUUGCAGAACUGCAAUCCAACGUCAGCGAGAUCACAUCCAAGGGGCAGAAUCUUGCCGGAACAAAAUUGACACUGAAAGAUAUUAAGGAAGUCCUGAACGACUGCAUAGACUACGUCAUAACGUUGAAGGAUCACAUUACGCGCAUGCUGAUCUUUUUCCGCACGUUCAAAACCAGAGUGGACACGGUGAUGAUGUCCCAAAUUUCACCGUUCACAGGGAGGGUCGAGCAUAUCAUCGAUAAUCACAAUUUGAUGUUCGAUCUCAUCCUUCUGCAAACAAACUCAAUUCAAAUAUGGGCCAGUUUCGAGCAAUUCAAAGAUAUUGCCAAAAUGUACAAGGACAUUUACACCCCUCAUCUGAUCGAUGGUCUUCAUAUCGUCGAUCUCAUGACCCGACUACCAAAGGGGUCGGAUUUUGCUAGUCAGUUGGGCAAGAUCGAGGAUUGGAAGAAGGGUGUUCAAGGCCAAGUGGACCAAAUUGUUGAGAAGCAAAUAACCGAUGUCAAGAGAAAGCUGAAUACGGAGGAAAAAGAAUUGCUCGAGAGUCGAUUCAAGUUCCCGGACCCUCCCAAACGACAGCAGCUGGCAAUUCAACAAGGGGCCGACGAAGCCAGAAAAGAAAUCGAUUCUAGGAUCGAGGAGGUGAACCCAGAGCUAAGAUACAUGGGGAAAAUUCACCAAGAUCAACCGAUUGAGGAGCUUAAGAAGGAUGUCGUGCGGCUCAAAUCCCCCAGCGAAUAUGUUGCGUCCAUGCGCCGCCCCAAGAGAGAUUGA